Fusarium tjaetaba is the source of this 675-nucleotide messenger RNA. RefSeq lists its product as uncharacterized. The record is from RefSeq and is a predicted model, not a curated record. The coding region runs from base 1 to 675 and encodes 224 amino acids. The transcript has 2 exons. NCBI's taxonomy places the organism in Eukaryota, Fungi, Ascomycota, Sordariomycetes, Hypocreales, Nectriaceae. Gene Ontology annotation, molecular function: phosphatidylinositol binding.
AUGGGCCUUUUCAAGACUGCCGAUCUUCGUGAGGAGUGCGAAAAGAGCGCUCGUAUCCUCAAGAGCUUCGUCGACAAGAACAAAAUCCCCUCCAACGUCAUCAGCAACGCCAAAGGCCUCGCCAUCUUCACCGGCUUCCGAGCAGGAAUGUAUUUCGCCGGCGCAGGCGGCUCAGGCAUUGUAAUCGCCCGUCUCCCCGACGGAUCAUGGUCUUCACCCUCUGCCUUUUCCGUCCGCAGCGGUAGUGUCGGUCUCGUCUACGGCAUAGACGUGUACGACUGUAUCUGUGUCCUCAACACCCAAGACGCAGUCGACGCUUAUAAAAAUUCAGAAGUCAACCUUGGAGGCGCCGUUGCUCUUGCAGCUGGACCGCUCGGUGGAAACGUCAACGUGGGAGAGGUGAAGCCUGUUUGGACGUAUACCAAGUCUCGUGGUAUUUAUGGUGGUUUGACUGUUGAUGGGACAGUUAUUAAGGAGAAGAGAGAUGUUAAUGCUGAGUUUUAUGGAGCGCAGGUUUCGUCGGCGCAGAUUCUGGAGGGAAAGGCCAAUGGGGGUUGGUCACCGAGGAUUAUUGAAUUGUUAGAGGUUGUUAAGACGGCGGAGGGGAAGAGUGCUGAUAAAAGUGUUUUGCAGGGGAUUAGCACUGAGCCUACUCCCGGUGACUUGACGGAGUAG